UUCUCUCCCCCACAUUCACUCACUCAACCAAACCACGUCUUCCCCCUCUCUUCCCCACUGUUAGGUUGACCAGAAAACGCGAGGAAACCAUGGAUGUUGAUCUCACCCCCAAGCUCCCCAAGAAUGUCUGCGGAGGCGACGGUGGCUCCUACCAAGCCUGGUGCCCCGAUGACCUCGGCAUGCUCAAGCGCGGCAACAUCGGCGCCGCCAAGCUCGGCCUUCAGAAGAACGGACUUGCUCUCCCUCGCUAUUCCGAUUCCGCCAAGGUCGCCUAUGUUCUCCAAGGUAAUGGAGUGGCUGGAAUUGUUCUCCCGGAGAAGGACGAGAAGGUGAUCGGGAUCAGGAAGGGUGACGCCAUUGCGCUCCCUUUCGGCGCGGUGACCUGGUGGUACAACAAGGAAGACGCUGAGCUGAUCGUCCUGUUCUUGGGGGACACCUCGAAGGGCCACAAGGCAGGUUCCUUCACCGAUUUCUACCUCACAGGGACCAACGGCAUCUUCACCGGCUUCUCCAGCGAGUUUGUUUCUCGGGCGUGGGAUGUGGACGAGAGCACUGUCAAGGCGCUCGUCGGCAGCCAAUCCGGAAAAGGAAUCGUCAAGCUCGAUGGUUCGAUCAAGCUCCCCGACCCAAAGAAGGAGGACCGCGAACGCCUGGUCUACAACUGCGAGGAGGCUCCUCUUGAUGUCGACAUCAAGAACGGAGGAAGGGUGGUGGUGCUGAACACCAAGAACCUCCCCUUGGUUGCCGAGAUUGGGCUUGGUGCCGAUCUCGUGAAGCUGGAUGGCGGCGCCAUGUGCUCCCCUGGUUUCUCUUGCGAUUCUGCCUUGCAGGUGACUUACAUUGUGAGCGGAAGCGGCAGGGUCCAGGUUGUGGGUGUGGAUGGCAAGAGGGUGUUGGAGACUACCGUCAAGGCUGGCCAAUUGUUCAUUGUCCCCAGGUUCUUCGUUGUUUCGAAGAUCUGUGAUCCUGAUGGAAUGUCUUGGUUCUCAAUCAUCACCACUCCAAACCCGAUUUUCACCCACUUGGCUGGAAGGACCUCGGUGUGGAAGGCACUGUCGCCGGCGGUGCUGGAGGCGUCUUUCAAGGUGUCGUCGGAGGUUGAGAAGAAGUUCAGGGGAACUAGGACUUCUGAUGAGAUUUUCUUCCCACCGUCCAAGUGAGCGAGCUUCAGCGAGCCGUAGGCAGAGAUAGACCUGCUGAACAUUAGCCAGUGUCUCUGCCGAUCAAUCGUUGCCAUGAGAAUAAAUAAAGAUAGGAAUCAGUAAAUUGUUAGGCUUAUGUUUUUCUAUUAUUGUUUCGGUUUCCUUCUCUGUUUGCUACAGUCGGAUUUCGGGUCCAGAUUUUGCUGUCUGUUCGGAUUUGACAAUUGAUUGGGAUUCUCCGUGAUAUUGUGCAUCAUUUCCAUAUCUGUUCCUUUCACUUUUGUUUUAGUGAGGAACAAAGAUAAUAUAUUUUUCUGCCAAAAAAGAGAAUCUAUUUAACCAUACCAUUGCACAUUACACAAGGAAGA
This is a messenger RNA of Linum tenue, 1510 nucleotides long. NCBI's taxonomy places the organism in Eukaryota, Viridiplantae, Streptophyta, Magnoliopsida, Malpighiales, Linaceae. The record is from the annotation of a GenBank genome assembly.